UUAUACCGACUACCGAGGUAUAUAUAACACACGGUUGUGUAAUGCACACGUUUCUUUUCCACGUCCGAUAGUUAUCACCGCGUCUACCACGCACGCGCGCCCCGGCCCCGGCGUCUCACGCGCACAAACCCGUCCACCAGCCGCCAAUAAGCACGUCUUUCGCGUCCGUCCGAAUUUUACCGUCGUCGCCGGCCGGCCGCGCCGCUUCGCCCGAAUUCGAUUCAGUAUCGCACGCGGACCUAUCCUCGCCGCUUCCGGUCCGGAUUCCCGGUAUCGGCAACACAAGCAGUAGCCACAGCUACAUACUUAUACAAUAAUAAGUAAUUACAGUUAUUGCCAAUAGCCGUUCGUCAAAGGCGCCGUCGACACGGCGAUGAUGAUGUCGUUGUUGUCGUCGACGACGACGGCCCCGACGGCCAGCGCCGUUGACGCCGCCGCCGGAACGGGCUCGUCGUCGCUGACGGUGACGGCACUGUCGGUGGCGUGCGCAGCGCUCGCGCUGAUCUUGGUGCUCAUGUGCGCGUUGGACUUGCCGUAUUUCUUCAGGUCGCUGUUCAGUUACGUGGCUGCGACGUGCAUCAAGAAGAAGCUCCGGGUCACCGACACGGCCGUAUACUCGUCCGUGUGCCUGACCACCGACCUGGACGUGUACCUGACGCACAUGAACAACGCUCGGUACCUGCGCGAGAUCGACUUGGCCCGCAUCGAGUUCCUGCUGCGCACCGGCCUGUGGCAAGAGCUCCGGCGCCGCGGCGGCCUCAUAUUCACCAUAUCCAACAGCGUCCGGUACCGCAAGUUUGUGCGGACGUUCAGCCGGUACGAGAUCCGGUCAAGGAUCGUGUACUGGGACGACAUGUCCAUAUUCUUCGAGUUCCGGUUCGUGUCCAAGGCUGACGGUUUCAUCCGGGCCAUCGUGUACAACCGGCAGAGGGUCGUUGACUGCAGCGCGGACGAGCUGAUGCGCACCGUAAUCGGUGGCGGUCCGUCGGCGGCCGCCAAGACUGCGGACGCCGACAACGCGUACCGGCGACCCGAGUGUCCCAUCGAGAUACAUCACUGGAUACAGUCCAACCUCAUGUCCAGCGCCAUCCUCAAGGCCGAGAUGGGCGACGGUGACCCGCUGUAGUGCAUGCGCGUUUGGGCGCGUAACAUAAUAUACCUAUCGCACCUUAGGGUGUAAGGUCCACUCAAUGUUUGGGCGCUCACACAUUAUUUCCCUACAUAUUACCUCUAGCACGUUUGGGCGCAUCUAAUCGCACGAGUUUGUUGUGGCGUUAUAGGUACCCGCGGGAGUCGCGCAAGUUCACGAGAAGGUCUGUAUAGUCUCUCAACAAUUUUAUGUUUGCACUUUUUUACUACUUGUUAGUACCUAUUAUAGACUAUAUCUACAACCAUAGUACUUUCUAUUAUUAUCUGUACUCGUGAGUUCUGACGAUGGGUGAUAAUUUGUAUACAUUGUUUUAUGUGGUGAAUUAAAUAUUUUUUCACACCUGAUUGUUCUUCAGUGUAUUUUUUCAAUUUUAACUUUAAUUCUUCAUAAUUUUUUUUUUAUGUAAUUGAAUUCUUGAAUCUUUAAUUUUACACCGUAGGUACCUAACGUGUUUACAAAACAAACAAUGCACCCAAACGUGGUGUACGCCCACACCGCAGUAUACUACAGGCUGCAGCUGCAUCUGCACCCAAAGAUGCACUUCACAACGGAUCUCGCGCGUGCAGAGGGAUUGUAUAUUGAAUAUUAUUGCUUUGUUAGAGGGCUCGAUUGGUUUUUAUCUUUUUUUUACAAAAAAAAAAUUAUAAAUUUUAUCGAUUGUACUGUCAAAAAAAAAAAAAAACAAUUAUGAAAAUAUCAUAAUAAUAUUAUGACCGUAUGCUUACCAACUAGUGAUUUUAUUAUUAUUAUUAUUAUUAUUAUUAUUAUACUCAUCUGUACCUUGAACGUUCUAGUCUCGUUAAACUGCCUUUUAUGUAAUAUAAUUUUAAUUAUGUUCAGGUACGUCUGUAUAUUAUAGGUAAUAAUACUAUUGAUUAUAAAUACUCGUGUUUAUAUGUCUUAGUAGGUAAUGAUAAUAUUAUAAAUAACGACGUCCGUUUUACCGGCGAUGUAUUUUGAUUUUUGAUACAUUUGACGUUAACAUAGACAAUAAAUGUAUAAUUUUAUUUUUA
Molecule: messenger RNA, 2163 nt
Organism: Metopolophium dirhodum (rose-grain aphid)
Lineage: Eukaryota; Metazoa; Arthropoda; Insecta; Hemiptera; Aphididae
Product: protein THEM6-like
Exons: 1
Coding region: 374-1126 (250 amino acids)
Source: RefSeq, a predicted model, not a curated record